GCACCUCCGUGGAAACCCACUCGUGGAACCCCAAUCCUCGCAUUAACAACAUGGUCAGCUCCUGCUGUGGCUCCAUCUGUUCUGAGGAGGGAUGUGGCCAAGGCCUCUGCCAGGAGACCUGCUGCCGCCCCAGCUGCUGCCAGACCACCUGCUGCAGGACCACCUGCUACCGCCCCAGGUGCUGUGAGUCCAGCUGCUGCAGACCCCAGUGCUGCCAGUCUGAGUGUUGCCAGCCCAGCUGUUGCCAACCCAGAUGCUGCAUCUCCAGCUGCUGCCGCCCCCAGUGCUGCCAGCCCAUCUGCUGCCAGCCCACCUGCUACCGCCCCAGGUGCUGUGAGUCCAGCUGCUGCAGACCCCAGUGCUGCCAGUCCGUGUGCUGCCAGCCCACCUGCUGCCGUCCCAGGUGCUGUGAGUCCAUCAGCUGCAGACCCCAGUGCUGCCACUCUGAGUGUUGCCAGCCCACUUGCUGCAUUUCUAGCUGCUGCCGUCCCAGAUGCUGUGAUUCCAGCUCCUGUGGCUCCAGCUGCUGCCGCACCUGCCUCUGCCAGGAGACCUGCUGCCGCCCCAGCUGCUGCCAGACCACCUGCUGCAGGACCACCUGCUACCGCCCCAGGUGCUGUGAGUCCAGCUGCUGCAGACCCCAGUGCUGCCAGUCCGUGUGCUGCCAGCCCACCUGCUGCCGCCCCAGGUGCUAUGAGUCCAUCAGCUGCAGACCCCAGUGCUGCCAGUCUGUGUGCUGCCAGCCCACCUGCUGCCACCCCAGCUGCUGCAUCUCCAGCUGCCAGCCCAUCUGCUGCCGCCCCAGGUGCUGUGAGUCCAGCUGCUGCCGCCCCAGAUGCUGCAUCUCCAGCUGCCAGCCCAUCUGCUGCCACCCCAGGUGCUGUGAGUCCAGCUGCUGCCGCCCCAGAUGCUGUCUGCGCCCAGUCUGUGGCCAGGUCUCCUGCCACACCACUUGCUAUCGCCCCACCUAUGUCAUCUCAACCUGCCCCCGCCCCAUGUGCUGUGCCUCCUCUUGCUGCUAAUGCCCUGUGGCCACCAUCUCUAUUACCCUCCGACUUCACAGAUAUAGACCCACCUACUGUGCUGACUCUUAGGAUACAUGGAGUGGGGUUGAUGUUACUCAAAUAAAUUGGGCUUCGUGAUGCCAGUGAGGAAGCCGCCCAUGCCACUGAAGAAGAUGGGUAUGGCCAGGAGCACUUCUAUAGUAACAGAUUUUACCCUCCCACCUGACCAUCGUAAAUCAUCCUGCUAACUUCCUUUUUAUAGGACUUUUCUGUAACCUAGUCUAUUUCUGUGCUAAAAUAAAGUUAUCUUUCCCUGUAUUAAAAAAA
Molecule: messenger RNA, 1331 nt
Organism: Camelus dromedarius (Arabian camel)
Lineage: Eukaryota; Metazoa; Chordata; Mammalia; Artiodactyla; Camelidae
Product: keratin-associated protein 4-6-like
Exons: 3
Coding region: 51-1022 (323 amino acids)
Cellular component (GO): keratin filament
Source: RefSeq, a predicted model, not a curated record